This is a messenger RNA of Olea europaea var. sylvestris, 1643 nucleotides long. Its product is annotated as ethylene-responsive transcription factor RAP2-13-like. Gene Ontology annotation, biological process: regulation of DNA-templated transcription. The record is from RefSeq and is a predicted model, not a curated record. The coding region runs from base 375 to 1397 and encodes 340 amino acids. NCBI's taxonomy places the organism in Eukaryota, Viridiplantae, Streptophyta, Magnoliopsida, Lamiales, Oleaceae. The transcript has a single exon. Gene Ontology annotation, molecular function: DNA-binding transcription factor activity; DNA binding.
AUUUUCUUUCUUCUUCCCCCCUCUGAUUAACCCCGCUUCUUUGAUCCCUUUCUGCAAACAAUCUGUCUUUCAAGUUUUCUUUCUGGUUUGUUUUACUGAUUUUUUCAAUAUUCAUGAACAAAAAGCAAACUUAAGAGCAGGAUUUUCAGAAGGCCAGGUGUUUUCAGAUCGAGAUCUGUAUUUUAUUUUCUUAUUUUUAAUUUCUUGGCUGCUUUUUAAUUAGCCAAUCACAGGAUCUAAGAGGUUGUUUAUUUGUAGACCUCUUUUCAUCCUCAUAUUCACUUAUUUUGUUAAUAAUUUUUCACCGCCUGUUCUUUGAUUUUAUUAAGAAACGGGUAAAUUUUCUUUCUUAGAAUAUAUUUUUCAGGUUUAGCAUGGCAGCUGCAAUGGAUUUUUGGAGUAGCAGCAGUAGUAACUCAGUUGUAGAUCCCUUUAGGGGUGGUGAAUUAAUGGAAGCACUUUUACCUUUUAUGAGAAGUGCUUCCUCCACUCCUCUUUCUCUUUCUCUUUCUCCUUCUUCCAAUCUCCCUUCUAAUUCUCUUCCUUCUUCCUCCCUUUCUUCUUCUCCUUCUCCUUCUACCUCAAGUUCUUUUCCCUACAAUUCUUUCUAUUACCCAACAGAGUCAAAUUUCCAGCCCAAUUUGAAUUUGGAUGGUGGGAACUUUGUGAUUGGAUUGGAUCAAGAGCCUUGUUCGAUUGGGCUAAAUCACCUGACCCAAGACCAGAUCCAAGAAAUCCAAGCCCGGAUCAAUCUCCAAAACCAGCAACAAAUGGUCUCGGGUCCAUUUAACAGACAGGCCCACAAGAUGAGCUCCCUGGGCCCAAAGCCUGUUCAGAUGAAACAAGUGGGCUCUCCUCCUAAGCCCACCAAGCUUUACAGGGGAGUGAGGCAGCGCCACUGGGGAAAGUGGGUUGCCGAGAUCCGUCUGCCGAAGAACAGAACACGGCUUUGGCUAGGUACCUUUGAUACGGCGGAGGAGGCGGCGUUGGCCUACGACAAAGCGGCGUACAAGCUGCGUGGAGACUUUGCUAGGCUGAACUUCCCUAACCUCCGCCAUAAUGGAUCCCACAUCGGCGGUGAGUUCGGGGAGUACAAGCCACUCCAUGCCAGCGUUGAUGCCAAAUUGCAGGCCAUUUGCCAAACCCUGGCGGAGGGCAAGAGCAUCGACUCCAAGAAGUCCAAAGGAAAGUCCAAAAAAUUGGCGGCCAGCCCUGCUUCGGCGGAGGAAGGUUCCAGCAAGAAUGUUGUUGAACCCGCAUCUGAGAGUGACGGGUCGGGUGGGUCAUCACCCUUGUUGGAUCCUUCAUUCCCGGAGUUCACAGAGGAGGAUUCGCCGUGGGACAUGAAUUCAUUGGAGAAAUAUCCAUCAUAUGAAAUUGAUUGGUCUGCUUUAUAAUUCCUUGUAUUAGGAUUUUCAAUUAUGCGUAGGUAAUGUCUAUGUAAUUGUUGUGUAUUAGGGAUUUCAGCUCCAGCAAUGGAAUUUUUGGCAAUUGCAGAGCUGAGCCUUUAUUAUUAGUUUCGAGUCAGUUUGGUCGGCUGGUUUUUUACAUUGCUGGCUUAAGAGACUGAAUUUUUUUUUAUGUAUUUUCCUGUUUUGUUAUGGUAAGCUUUGUCUCAAUUAAUUCUAGUAAUCAUUUAUUUA